Neodiprion virginianus is the source of this 2787-nucleotide messenger RNA. RefSeq lists its product as uncharacterized. The transcript has 2 exons. The coding region runs from base 535 to 1788 and encodes 417 amino acids. Lineage: Eukaryota; Metazoa; Arthropoda; Insecta; Hymenoptera; Diprionidae. The record is from RefSeq and is a predicted model, not a curated record.
CAGAACGGAAUCGGAACAAUUUUCUAACAGUCUCAUAUGAAGCGUUGGCUAAAAAAUUAAAAGACGCUUACCCCUUUCAUACUUAGUCUAGAAACGUUUACAAUCGUUUCUAAAAGGAUUGUUAGCAAAUUUCUGUGAGCAGUACUCGGCGGGCGUGACUGAAAAUCUUGAUAAGUCUAUGGGGAAUACACAACUUCUCGCGCCGUGGAAAAAACCGGGGGAAUCCCAUCAGUCUUACGACACUUGAUCACAUCAUUGCAGAGUGGCGGUAUAGGAGGGAAACGAGAAGCCUGGCCAAUUGUGAGCCCGCGUCUUUGCUCAUUCCACGCUUAGUUCUUAUCGUAGUACUCGUAAACGAUAUUUUCUGUCCUACAAGAAGGUGGUAGAAUAGCGAAAUAACUAUUUAAAAGUAGUGAUUGUUCUUUUAAUAUUGUGGCAUUGUUUAUUUCAAUUAAAAAAAAAUCAGUGAACGUACUAGAAACAGCACCAGCAUUGAAGAAAUAGCCACAAAGUCACUGACGAAGACAAAGGAACAUGGCAUCUGCGUACACGUCUGCGGACGAUCAAUUGGAAGAUCCUCUCGAUUUUGAGACUCCGGAGAUUGAGAUCAAGUUAACGGAAAUGAAGACAGCACGAUAUUUUACGAUAACAACCGACAGCUACAUAUCGUUGUGCUCUCGCGUUUACACUGCACUGUGCGCUGAAAACCCAGAAUUUUCUGCCAAUUUCUCAGAAUCAGUUUUUCAAUAUUAUGCUGUCAUUCAUCUGUGGAUGCGGUUUGCAGCGGUUCUUCCUAAUUCGAUGCAGAGGACAUCACAUCAGUUUCUGGCUGAAAUGUACAAGCUAAACAACGAAUCAUGGCACGUACCCAAGCCAUUGCUAACAUAUUUGAAGGGAAUUGGAAAUUUUCGUGAUGUUGACAAUUGCGAGAGACAGUUUCACUUGCCAGUAUUACCAACCGAUGAAUCCAUCGGUGGAGUCAAAUACACAUUUGGAAAAAUAAACGCCAAUACACAUCACUUUUAUGAAGCUUUUCCAGCCCCUGGAAUUGCGGCUCUGCGCAUACAGGCUGAUAUUAAGUACACAGAAAAUUUUUGUAAUGAAAAUUUAUUUUGGGAUUUACCUGAUGAUCUUCGUCCGGAUGUAAUAGAUUCUCGUGUAAAAUCUUGUAAUCCAACUAAAAACCUUUUGGGUUGGGCUCCUGCACAAGAACUGACCUCUAAACAAUUGGACCUAUGUCAAUGGCCGGAUAUGAAUGAAUUUCUAAGCAACAAGGUUUCAACUUUAAGCUCGCAUACCCUUAAGCUGUUACGAUCAAUUUCUAAUUACCUGUGCCCUAAAAAAGAGGAAGAUGAUAGUGAUUGUUCGCUGUGCCAAACUUUCGAUACUCUUCCUCAGAAUGGCUCACUAGUUCAGGGAACAUUUGUUGAAAAACAUGAUAAAUUCGUCAAAUUCGAUAGGUCUGCCAUGUAUUGCGAUGGAAAUAUAUCCUUACGUUCCCAGUUUAUGCUGAAUGAUGAUUUGGCUAAGGGUGCAAUAAUUUCGGGAUAUCGGAUGAUUAAAGAUUCAAUCGGUGAUAGACAUUGUUGGUCUUGCUAUGAUUAUGACGAGUACACAAAUGUUCCCGUUAAUUGGAUUCGUUCUCGAAACAUGGUCCACACGUUUGACUCCACUGAAAAAUUUUAUGAGAUAAGAUAUAUCAGCGCAUGUAUCUCGAAGAGAAUUUUGCAAAAUGUAUGCAUCCUAAACAGCAUGAUCAACAAUAGCACAUGGAGCAUAUACGAAUAGAAAAGGAAAACAAAACAGAAUAUUUCUGUGACAUACUUACACAAAUGUUUUUCUUUGCAUCUUAUAAGUUUUUUUGUCAUAUUUCAUAUAUGUGCAUUCAUGUUUUUGUUCUGUUUCUAUUUUUGUUACGUAACAUAGUCUUUGUUAAUGCAAGAAUUAAAUUUUUAUUGAAAUUUUCAAGGUGCGUACAAGUUGACGCAUGGAGAAGAAAAGACCUUUUAUAUGAAUAAUGACAUGCCAGUUGCUUCUGUAUCCAUUGAGUAUCUAAUUUCUGAAAGACAGCUGUCUAGGUAAACUUGAUGCAGUUUCGCUAAGUGAAUUUAUGCGUACCUUGUUAAUUAUUUAUUAUUAUUAUUUUUCUAUCCUUCUUGUAAUAUUUUCAUUUCUAUCAUUGUAUUAUUUUUUAGGGAUUGACUAUUUGAAAAAGCAAGUAGGAUUGUCAUACUGAAGUCAAUGAAAUGAGGAUACUACCUGUUUGUAUGUGUUUCUAAUGGCGAAAAAUUUUUGUUUGAAAAAAAGUAAUUAAUAAAUACUUUGACCGUCCUGAAAAUUACUACAAUAAAUCAGAACUACAUUGUGUCAUCAGAUGCCUCAUUAGUUUAAGGAAUGUUUCUUGAAAAACGUGAUAAAUUCUACAAAUUCGAUAGAUCAACAAUAUACUGUGAUGGAAUUUCAUCCAUGCUCAACAUACAGACUUAAUCGAAAACUGACUACCAGUGCCUUAAUUUCGGGAUACCGGAAAGCUAAAGAAUCAGUUGCAGAUAGAUAUAAUUGGUGUUGCUAUAUAUGACUGCCAACUACAAACAAGUUCCGGAAUCAUGGAUUCGUACUCGAAAUUCUAUUUACACGUUGGGCGAUGUUGAAAGAUUGAAUGAAACGAUGUAUACUACAGCAUCUGUUUCAAGCAGAAUAACACAAAAUGACUGCAUUCUGAAGACUAUGAUAAAAUCGAAUGAGAAGUAGAAUAUUUGCCAGUAAUAAGAGAGAAGAAAAUGUAUU